AGGCGGCGGAGUGACUCGCGCCCGCCAGGCGGACAGGCCGCCCCGGCCCCGCCCUUUAAAGGGGAGGUUGCCCCGGGCCUGGGGGCGGGGCGCGGCGGGGGUCCCUGUGCCCGGACCCGACCCGAGCCCGCGUCCCGGAGCGCAUGGAGGGGGGCUCUGCGCUGCUGCCAUGGCUUGCAGGCUGCAGAAGCUGUUUGCUGUGGAAGGGGAGCUCGAAGACGAGGAUUUCCUGUCGGCCGUGGAGGAUGCGGAGAACCAGUUCUUAGAUUUGGUCCCUGUGAACUCAAGAUGCUUGAGGCCCUUUUCUUCUGGGCCCAGAGACCCAGGCACCCCCCUGGCACCUGCUCACGAGUCCUCACUUCCUACUCUUCCCAGUACCAGCAUGCUGUCCCCAGUCUUUGGGCCGCAGAACCUUCCCAAAUUGAGAGUUGGGGCUGAUUGCCCCUCCAGCAAAACACCUGGCCUGAGGCCUCGGACGGUGGUGAACGAUCAGACUGUGGAGCCUCCAGCAGUGGGCUUCAAGGCUCUAAAGAACCAGGUGGCCCCCACGUUGGCAGCACCGACCCUGCGCACUUCAAACCGCACGAGGGACUGCACACCAAGCUUGGUAGCAGGAUUUAAGUUUGUGAGCCGACGGCCUUCCCCCCUUCAGGAAGCUCCCCGUGAUGAUGAAUUUGAAAAUGACCUGUUCUUGGCAGCCUGCGUGCAGCCAGGUCCUGGGCCUGCCGUGGCUGAGAAGGGGAUGCCCCCUCAGGUGUGCAGGAGGGAUGAGAGCAGCCAUGGAGGGACAGCCUUCAAAAAACUUCGGGUGGGAGAUCCAGUGGUCACUCCUAGCCCUGGUUGCUCAGUCUCUCUGCCACACAAGGGGACUCGGGCCAUCUCGAGGGGGGCAGACAGGAUGCAGAAUCUGUCCCCAUUCCAGCAGGCGGACCCUGCCCUGAAGCUGAAGCUGAGGCCGAGCGCGGCAGGUUCUUGCUUCUCUCGGUCUAGCCUAGUAGCUCCGGCUAGCUCCCUGGUGAAUGCAGUCCCACAAGGCAGCACGGCUGCAGGCGUGUCUUGUGGCACCAUCUCCGCUCCCAGGUGCCACACUUCGAGGCCUUUUCAGGCAUCUGGGGGUCAGCCUGGAACUGCAGCAAGCAGCCCUUCUGUGGCUCCAGUAAAGGCUUCAAGCCUCCACUCCCCAGGGAGUGGCAAUCCAAGACCACCAGCACCACAGAUGCCCAGUCAGGGCUGUUCCGCACCCAGAGGACCCGGCAGCAGUUGGCGGCCACCUCUUAGGCUCCCCACAGGACCACGGUCCUUGAUGACUUGUGUGGAGUCACCGACUUCCACCCCAAGAGCUCCCUUCUCCGGCUCUGCUGCUGCUGGGAGCCUGCAGACUCCGGUGGUCACCAAUCACCUGGUACAGCUGGUCACAGCAGCCAACAAGACUCCCAGGGCUUCUGGCUGGACCCCUUCACGGAUGAAAUCUCGCCGCUUCCCAGGACCUGCAGGGAUUCUGCCUCAUCAGCAUGGUGGGAAAAAUCUGGAGGAGAUCCUGAUUUCCACUCCUCAGACUCCAGCCCAUGGAGCACUGGCGAAGCUACAGACAGCGGAAGUGCUGAGUUCCCAGCAGCCAAUCGAGGAGGACUUUGGAAAAGGCCCCUGGAUUGCCAUGAAAACCGAGCUGCGGCUGGAUGAGAGAGACCCCUCCUGUUUCCUCAGGACAUACAGCGUGGCCAUGGUGCUGAGGAAGGCCGCGCUGAAGCAGCUCCCGAAGAACAAGGUCCCCAGCAUGGCGGUGAUGAUCAAGUCACUGACACGCACCAGUGUUGACGCCGGCGCCGUGUUCAAGGAUCCUACUGGAGAGAUGCAGGGGACCGUGCACCGUCUGCUGCUGGAGGAGAGACAGAGUGACCUGAAGGCCGGUUCAGUGCUUCUCUUAAAGCAGGUGGGGGUGUUCUCCCCAUCCCACCGUAAUCACUACCUCAACGUGACCCCCAACAACCUGGUGAAGAUUUACCUGCCGGAGUCCGGGGGCGGGAGCCCCCUGCAGCCAUCGCAGGAGCAUGGGGAGAUGGGAGACAGGACAGUGCCAGUGUUCACAGAGGUCCAAAGCCCGGCUGAAUUCCAGCAGGACUCCCCAGAAAAUCUCUCCAGGGAGGCUUCCAACCCCAGGAGCACAGGGAGCUCUAGAAGGGAUGGAAACAGCAGCUGGUGUACAAAUCCAUCGCUUGGAGGGUUAUUGCCAUGCCUGGGGAGGCCUGGAGACUGCACAUCGGGAUCAAACAGACUUUCCCAAGAGGAGCCCCUGGGGGCUGAAGCCUGUGACAUGGACGACCUGGAUGGGCUCCUAGGACAGCUGCCAGAGGACUUCUUUUCUGCUUCUGCCAUGGAGAGCAGCCGGUGACCCCCUCUAGAGCUAGUAGGCAAAGAUCCCCCAGCCACCACGGAGCCGGAUGGUCACUCAGCCAGUGGCAGAACCCGGGCUAAAUCCUGGCAGAGCAAGGACUCUGAACAGCGAGGUGACUCGUGUGCCUUAAGUAUCCUAUAUACGUUUAUGAAUGGUAAGUUUGUUGUGUAUCUGGGAGCUGUGACGACAGGACCGUGCUGACGGAUAGUCUGGGACUCCCGUACCGAACAGGGGAGAUGCUGGCAGCCCUGACGUGAAAUGAUUCCUGCCUUGAUACCUCUGGGCUCUUUCACCAGCACCCUGGCACUCUUUGCUUGGUGCCCUUGACUGAUCACGACCCGCAAGUGAAGCAGCUUUCCCUGCUUGUAUCUGAUUCCUGCAUUAAAUGGGUGUUCGGUA
Messenger RNA from Dermochelys coriacea (leatherback sea turtle), 2791 nucleotides. RefSeq names its product homologous recombination factor with OB-fold (gene HROB). The record is from RefSeq and is a predicted model, not a curated record. Gene Ontology annotation, biological process: recombinational repair. Bases 170 to 2389 code for a protein of 739 amino acids. The transcript has 10 exons. NCBI's taxonomy places the organism in Eukaryota, Metazoa, Chordata, Testudines, Dermochelyidae.